AGUCUCUGACUCGGCUAAGAGAAGGGGAAUUAAGGAGGGGUUGUCUGGAAGAGCGCAUCUCCCCUCUGCCUCCCAUCGCGGAACCCUUUCGGGAGCGGGAUUUUUGAGGUGUCAGAAUGGCUUCCCAAGAAAGGACCAGACCUGUUGUAGCAAAAGGCACGGGAUUCUGGCAUGCUCCUAUUGUAACCAAAUACAGCCAAGAAACACAGGAAUUGUUAAAAGUGAUGAUGCAAGAAUCCAAACUAACAAACUUCCAACAACGUUAUCUCAGAAACUGUAUGAAACGAGGUGAUCCACUGCCACUCCACUGCAAUCCAACAUCCAGCAAAGAGCCACAGCUUCCAAAGCCCAUUUCUUCACCACCAAAGGUUGUCUUGUCAAUCAGUCCAUUUGCCAGACCUCACCUCCGCCCUGCUGAGGUCUGCCAGGCAGGUGAUGCAUAUACCAGAGAGAGAUUCAGGCCACAAGCCACCCGAGACCUGGAAAAAGAAAAAGAAAGACUACAGAAUAUUUUAGCGACAGGAAAGGAUAAAGUGGAAAGAAAGCACCAGAAGAAGCCAGUUAAGGUGGAAGAUGAGGCACCAGAACGUGACCGGUUUGAAGAAUUGGUGAAUGAAGUUGAAGAUCGGCAGAAGUUUCUAGCAGAAAUGGAGGCUCUGGGCCAGGGCAAGCAGUACCAAGGAAUCAUACUCACUGAAAUAUCACAGAAGCUACGGGAGAUGGAAAUCAUUGAUAAGCAGAGAAGCACAGAACUGAGAGAGGCAGUGGCUAAAGCCUUCAAUAUAGGCAACAAGCAUGAUCCGGAAAGCAGAGGUCAAGAUGAGUAGUCCUUCCCUGCUCCAGAAUAUGACCAUUGUUUCCUUUUGCCAUCACAAGGUGGGCCUCCGCAGAAGCCAGUAUCAAGAAUCUUGGUGGUGCCAGCUGAGGCCUUUGACAGAAAACAGUGACAAAAGACUUUGAGCUGCUAAAGUUUUUGCAUGGAAACAAGAGAUCAGGAUCAAACCACCCCUAGUUUUUAACAGCAACAAGCUGGUUGCUGGAUGGAAUUAUUCAAGGGCAUGCAGAUACUUUCCCUCUAAGCCAACCAGUAAGGGCUGAAAUAAAAUUAGUGAUGUUUGCUGCAUUAGAAAUAGUAACAGGGGAUUUGACCUUGAUUUACACGUGAUGCAAAUUGAAGCAAAAGAACUUGCCCGCGAGGCUUUGCAGUCAAGCAGCGUCUUGUUCAAACCAUUCUGGCCCCCUCUGCAAGGCAGACACACAAUAUAACUGUUUUUCAGAGGAGGUGCCCCAGUUUAAAUGAGAUGCUGCCUGAGCACAAAGUCCCAUGGGCAAUUUCUUUUGCCUCAGCCUGCAUCACAUUUAACUCAUGCCUCAGAGUGAUUCACUUAAUGGUAGCCUUAUUUCUAGUAACUGCCUCAGUAGAAUUGUAUGCACAUGCCCAAACUAGAAAAGACAGAGGCUGCCAUCAUUGUUUAUUCAUUUGUCUGCCCCCCCUUUACAUCUCAAGCAUAUUUGUGACUAAUUCUUACCAUGCAAGCAAGGGCCCUGGCUCACCUCACGCUUCAUAUCCCAAAACAUUUUUCUCUUCAGCCCAGAUCACUUCUGGUAUUGAAUUUGGGCUGGGAGAAAAAAGGGACAGUUUGUUAAAUCCCACAGAAAAUUUCUGCUAAUUGGGAAGGGAGAAAUUCCCCCCACUGCAUAUUUCAACUCCUCCCUAUUGUUUCUAGGAGUCCCCUGUUGCACAGGAAACGUUUAUGAGGGCUCCAAGAGGAAGAGGGAGGCAAAAAAGUUUCACAUUGCUGAUGGAAAUCCUGUCCAUCAGUGGAGAUUUACUGCAGGAUCCAAGCCAGAGAAUAGAACGAGCAAGUGGAAGAGAGAGAACAUUCAGCUUCUCUCGUCCAUGUGCCCCUUUGUGAUAAUUGAUCCCUGCAGUGCCUGCUUCUAGGUGUGAACAGGGCACUCAUAUGAAGAAUAAAUGUAGCUGCUCUAUUUUGGCUCUCAGCUGCUCUGCUCAGCGAAAACUAGUGUGCAGUACACAGCUGAAAUGUCAAUGUCCUCCAUUUUCCAU
This is a messenger RNA of Eublepharis macularius, 2068 nucleotides long. It is a transcript of the gene C9H22orf23, whose product is annotated as chromosome 9 C22orf23 homolog. NCBI's taxonomy places the organism in Eukaryota, Metazoa, Chordata, Lepidosauria, Squamata, Eublepharidae. The record is from RefSeq and is a predicted model, not a curated record. The transcript has 7 exons. The coding region runs from base 117 to 827 and encodes 236 amino acids.